Drosophila grimshawi is the source of this 2094-nucleotide messenger RNA. RefSeq names its product carboxypeptidase D. Gene Ontology annotation, biological process: proteolysis. Gene Ontology annotation, cellular component: cell surface. Gene Ontology annotation, molecular function: zinc ion binding; metallocarboxypeptidase activity. Bases 114 to 1631 code for a protein of 505 amino acids. The transcript is spliced from 8 exons. Lineage: Eukaryota; Metazoa; Arthropoda; Insecta; Diptera; Drosophilidae. The record is from RefSeq and is a predicted model, not a curated record.
CACUCAUUCAUUGGCCAAAUCGAAGCACGUACGAGUGCGGCCAUUCGUUUUGGUCAGCCACAACUGGUUGUUGUGGUCAACAGCAAGAGCUCAUCCAUCUUUAUCUGCUUAUAAUGACCAACUCACUGGAUAUUUUCGACAUUUGCAGACUUGACGUCAUCAUCUACGGAUCAGCUCGACUUACUACAAUGAUACUUCGAAAUACGAAUACUGUUGGCCAGUUGCUGCUGCUGUUUGUCUAUGCUGGACGCACAAUUUUCUCCAGCGCCAAGACGAUCCCCAGCGAACAGCUGAAAAUGGCACUACCAGAGCCACGGGCUUAUCUACCAGACGCACAGAAUCUCGACUUUGUUUAUCAUGAUCACGAGGAGCUUACGCGAUUUUUAAGAGCAACAAGUGCACGGUACCCAAAUCUAACCGCUUUGUACUCGAUUGGCAAGUCAAUUCAAGGACGGGAUCUGUGGGUGAUGGUGGUCAGUUCGUCACCGUAUGAGCAUAUGGUUGGCAAGCCGGAUGUCAAAUAUGUGGGCAAUAUUCAUGGCAAUGAGCCCGUGGGCAGGGAAAUGCUGCUCCAUCUCAUUCAGUAUUUUGUGAGCAGCUAUAAUGCGGAUCAGUAUGUAAAAUGGUUGCUGGAUAAUACGCGCAUUCACAUAUUGCCUACCAUGAAUCCGGACGGCUAUGCGGUGUCCAAGGAGGGUACCUGCGAUGGUGGUCAGGGACGUUACAAUGCGCGUGGCUUCGAUUUGAAUCGCAAUUUUCCGGAUUAUUUCAAGCAGAACAAUAAACGUGGACAGCCCGAAACAGAUGCAGUCAAGGACUGGAUAUCAAAAAUACAGUUUGUCCUUAGUGGCAGCCUGCAUGGUGGCGCUUUAGUUGCCAGCUAUCCCUACGACAAUACGCCCAACUCCAGGCUGCUUAAAGGAAUCUGCCGUUCGUCCGCCCUGUGCGCGAUGUUCCAGACCUAUUCGGCGGCACCGUCACUAACGCCCGAUGAUGAUGUCUUUAAGCAUAUAUCGUUGGUGUAUGCGCGCAACCAUGCUAAAAUGUCCAGGGGCGUGGCAUGCAAGUCGGCAACACCAGCCUUUGAAAAUGGCAUCACAAACGGUGCAGCCUGGUAUCCACUGACGGGUGGCAUGCAGGAUUACAAUUAUGUUUGGUAUGGCUGCAUGGAGAUCACCCUGGAGAUAUCCUGCUGCAAAUUUCCGCCAGCCUACGAGCUUAAGAAGUACUGGGAGGACAAUCAGUUGUCUCUCAUAAAAUUCCUGGCAGAGGCACAUCGUGGCGUGCAGGGCUUCGUCUUCGAUCCAGCGGGCAUGCCCAUUGAACGUGCCUCAAUUAAGAUAAAGGGACGCGACGUUGGCUUUCAGACAACGAAGUACGGUGAAUUCUGGCGCAUAUUGUUGCCUGGCUACUACAAGGCCGAGGUCUUUGCCGAGGGAUACGUGCCCCGAGAAGUGGAGUUCGUCAUUGUCGAGCAGCAUCCCACAUUGCUCAAUGUUACAUUACAGGCAUCCAAAUAUAUUAUUUCACCUAGAGCUUCCACGACCGCGACCACCACAACCAUCAGCGUGACGACGCCACUUACACAGCGCCAGCUGGUGAAUGAUAAGCUGCAGUUGACCCAGGAGUAGAGUGAACGGGCAAAAACGAUAGCCAACUUAAUAUAUAUUUAGUCACAGUAACAAGUGCACACUUCCAUGGGUAGGAUAAAUUGAAUUUAUUGACCAAUGCUUAGGAUUAAACUCUACUACUACUAGCCAAAGUGUAUCAACCACAGUCACGCACACACACACGACAUUGGUUUGGUUAUAAUAUGAUAACCAUACAAAGCUUAAACGCUUUAUUAUAAAAUGAGCAAAGGAAUGUAAUUUUCUUGGUUUUGGUUUUUUUAAUACUAAAUCUACUUGGCUUGGCUUAAUCAUAAAGUAGAGAUUGAAAUGUAUAAACAAUGCACCUGAUCCAAAGCCAGUAAUAAUAUUAUAUAUAAGUGUUAUUGUCGUUAAUAAUGUUGUUGUAAAAUCUAAUUCUAAUUUAUGGAUUUUAAUUGUGGACAAUAAAUAAUGUUGGAACAGUAGCAGCUGCUACGCACUUGAA